AGUCGCUCCGAAGAGUUGGUGGCUUGGAGGAGCGCUCCUCACUGCUUUCUUGGAUUUUGUACGUGACACUACGCUCGUCUGUACUCCGCACCAAGUUCAUUGGAUAUAUCCCGAGGGAUAAGUUUUUACUGACAAUUACUCAUCGUUUAUGUAAUUAGUGAGGAUAAAUCAGUUUCGGUGAAUUUAUACAGUGUUCAUGUGAUAUUUUUUUUUAUUGAUUGAGUGGUGAAUACAAAUGGUUGUGCUAGAAGAAGGCGGAAUGUUGACCACUGGACACAAUCAGUACUUACAACCGGAUUAUCUUUCUCCGCUUCCAACGACGUUGGAUGCGAAAAAGAGUCCAUUGGCUAUGCUUGCCCAGACGUGCAGCCAGAUUGGAGCGGAUUCUCCAACAAAGCCCCUAAUAUCUUCCUUGGAUAAAUCAUCGAAAACCAGCUCAAACGCCCGUUCACCGCCGGCGGCUAAGAUGGAGCGAACUCGCAGCAGUCCGUCGGAACCCAAGCCCCUGGCGUUCAAACCUUACGAAACAAACGUUCUAACUAAAAAAUCCAGCCACGACGACAGUAGACCAACAUCGAAAGCCAGUGUACAGAGUGUCAGUGGUCAGGACAGUGUUGGUGCAAGUGAAAAUAAUAACAAUAAUGAUAAAAAAUCGGGUAAACGCACACCACUUGGACGUAAAUCGGCAUCACCCUGUCAGGGUAACAAUACAACAACAGCGAGUAGUGCAUCGCCUCUGGAGAGAAAAACUCCAGCUCAAGAGACGGAAAAAUCAAACGAUUCAUCACGCAACAGUGGAGCGAGCCCGAUUAUUCGAUCAGGAAUGGAGGUGCUGUCAGGUGCUGGACAUCCGAAGGAGAGUAGUAGUCUCAGUGCUUACAAGCAUGGCCUGGGAUUCGGCAGCAAUCCUCUGUGCUGUCCACCAGGACUGAUGGAGAAUCCUGCAUUCAGGCCUCCAUUCGCUGGUGCCUCUCCGUUCUCUCAUCAUCAUGCAGCAGCAGCAGCAGCACUCCUCGGCUAUCCGACGGCAACCGGCAGCAAUCCAUACCUCAGCUAUACUCGCGUCAAGACUCCAGCUGGUGGUGAAGCACUGGUGCCCGUCUGCAAGGAUCCCUACUGCACUGGCUGCCAAUUCAGCAUGCACAAUGCCCAGAUGAUGAUGGGUGCUGGGCCGUGCCCAAGUGGUUGCACACAGUGCGAACACCAGAAAUACGGACUGGCAAUGGCCCUCUCGUCUUUGGGACCAAUGCCUCCACCAUCCAUGUCCUACCCUCAAUCUCUUGCUGCUGGGGGUAGACCCUAUGUAUGCAACUGGAUCGCAGGUGAGACGUACUGCGGCAAACGCUUCACCACAUCCGAGGAACUUCUUCAACACCUUAGAAGUCACACCAGCAUAACGGGAAGUGAUGCAGCCGCUUCCGCUGCACUUCUUGCUGGUCAACAUCCCCAUCAUCCUCUGCUCUCACCCUCAGCUGCCCUUCAUCGCGCUGCUGGAGGCACCUAUCCUGCACCAUCCCUUAGCCCUCUCAGUGGCAGAUACCAUCCAUAUGGAAAACCACCAGCCGGUCCACUGCCUGCAUCACUCGCAGCAUCACCUUAUAGUGCAUUCAACACUCUGGGACCAUAUUACUCACCAUACACUCUCUACGGCCAACGAAUGGGCGCCGCUGUCCAUCCUUAAGGUGAAUAAUGGAUCGCCCGCCUCAAUCAAGAUACACACGUAUACAAUACUAUUGUAUAAAACCAGAGACUGUCAUUUGUGCAUAACGCGCCGCGGGUGCUCAUUGUAAAUUAGAAACUUUAUUUAAAUGAAUAUAUAGAUAUAUAUGAAGAGAAAAUGGAGAAAAAAAAACAUGGCAAAUGAAUAUAUGAAUAUAUAAACUAAAUAUAUUACAAUUGAAGUUUUAUGAUGUAUCGCGACAGUUUAACGUCGCCCCGUUGGCUGCAGAGAGCGGCUCUGACACACUUGAAUUAUACGCCUAUUAAAAUCCGAUUGAUUUACGAGCGGGUAUUAUUAAACGUCUCGUUUUCACGAUUGUGUCCACUCGAUAUAAAUUAUCAAACAAUAUUUCAUUGGUUUUUUUUAUUCGUUCUCUCUCUUUCUCUUGCGUUAGUGUUUGACUCUGUCGUAUGGGUGAAUGUUUAUGACACACUGGUGUGCAUGGAGUCACUGGAGUUUUUACGAGGGGGUUGGCAAUAUCAUACACAUACAACCUUGUAUUUUUUUUUCGUCUUUGUUUCAACCAACGAGGCGGCUUUAUGACUCGUCCAAUGUGGAGUAAAAGGAUGGAAAAUACAGCGUCGUAAUUCUUGUCGAGUAAAAUGUGUAAUCAUGUGUCGCUGAAGAAUGGCGUGAGUCAACACGGAGGAAUAAGAAACAAGAGAGAUAGGCGUGAAGAGAAAAAAAAAAUGAUGAUACGGUUCGUGUCCAUUGUAUAACUGUGAUAUUUAUUAUUCAUUUCGAUUAUAGAACCGAGCGUUUCCGUUGCAGUCGCUUAUGCGUCGUUUGAUUCCCUCAGAUUCACGGGUCUCGCAGAAAUCAUGUGGAUGUCGAGUGUAAACAGUGAAAACGUCUGGGGAAUUGUUGAAUUGUUGAGAGCACAACAUCCGGUAUAAAUUAGCAAGAUUAAACGAGAGAGAGUAAAAAAUUGUCACGCCUGUCUAACAUGCCGUCGGAUGAGUGUUCUUAUCAUCACAGACGACCCACACGAUGCAACGAUGUGUCAUUCACACUGUAAAUAGGAAUUGUAAAUAUCGUUGAGUUUCCAUACCGCUUUAAUAAACAUGUUUGUAGAAUCACAUAUUCAAUACA
This is a messenger RNA of Fopius arisanus, 2812 nucleotides long. It is a transcript of the gene noc, whose product is annotated as no ocelli. Lineage: Eukaryota; Metazoa; Arthropoda; Insecta; Hymenoptera; Braconidae. The record is from RefSeq and is a predicted model, not a curated record. Gene Ontology annotation, biological process: negative regulation of DNA-templated transcription. Gene Ontology annotation, cellular component: nucleus. The transcript has 2 exons. The coding region runs from base 236 to 1681 and encodes 481 amino acids.